Melanotaenia boesemani (Boeseman's rainbowfish) is the source of this 2403-nucleotide messenger RNA. RefSeq names its product growth hormone releasing hormone receptor b (gene ghrhrb). NCBI's taxonomy places the organism in Eukaryota, Metazoa, Chordata, Actinopteri, Atheriniformes, Melanotaeniidae. The transcript is spliced from 13 exons. Gene Ontology annotation, molecular function: G protein-coupled peptide receptor activity; peptide hormone binding; vasoactive intestinal polypeptide receptor activity. Gene Ontology annotation, cellular component: plasma membrane. The coding region runs from base 286 to 1653 and encodes 455 amino acids. Gene Ontology annotation, biological process: adenylate cyclase-modulating G protein-coupled receptor signaling pathway; cell surface receptor signaling pathway. The record is from RefSeq and is a predicted model, not a curated record.
GGGAGGAGCGCACCUUGCUCUGCUCAGUCGAGCGCCGGCUCUCCGCGUGUCAUGCUGACUGUCUCACGCACCGGACAUCGGAGAAAUAUCCACGCUCACACUGGCAAACAGCCCGCAAACUGCUCAGUUCAUGGAUUGUUGCCACUUCCUCAAAGUGUUUAUUCUGGAAGACUUGCUCCAUCCAAGGACGUCCAUUUACUUUUGCGUGUGAACUUUUUUUUUUUUUUUUAAGUCGCGUUCAUCUUGACACAUGUUACUGUACAGUGUGCUGGUGGAAGCUCGUGGAUGAGAAGGAUGCACAUGUUACUGCACUUCGGUCUGUUCCUGCAGCUCGCGCUUUGGAAGACGACGAAAGCCAUCCACCCAGACUGUGCUCUGGUGUUGCAGCAUAUGAGGGCUGAAGAAGAAUGCUACCAGAUACUCCAGCAGGAGAAGAACAACCGCUCUGCCAAGACAGGCUGUCCAACAGUUUGGGACAACAUUCGGUGCUGGAAUCGAGCUGAAGUGGGGCAGGUUGUGAGCAUCUCGUGUGCCAAUGUCUCCCAGCUGUUCGCUAAUAAUCAAGGUUAUGUUUAUAGGAACUGCACCAAGGAAGGAUGGUCCGAGGUCUACCCAUCCUAUGAGGAUGCCUGUGAGUUUGCAGAGGAUGAAGAGGCAGAGCCAGAGACAACAUAUUUCUCCAACUUCAAACAUGUGUACACUGCUGGCUACUCCACCUCCCUCGUCUCUCUUAUAUCGGCCAUUUUUGUCUUCACUGUCUUCAGGAAGUUUCACUGCACCAGAAACUACAUCCACAUCAACUUGUUCUUCUCCUUCAUCCUGAGAGCGAGUGCAGUUUUCAUCAAAGACGCUGUUCUUUUCUCUGAUGAAAACCUGGACCACUGCUUCAUGUCCACAACAUCCUGUAAAUCAGCCGUGGCCUUCUUUCAGUUCAGUAUCCUGGCUAAUUACUUCUGGCUGCUGGUGGAAGGAAUGUACCUGCAAACGCUGCUCGCGCUCACGUUUGUCUUUCAGAAGAAAUACUUCUGGUGGUACAUACUCAUCGGCUGGGGUCUCCCAACCACAAUCAUAUUGGUCUGGAUCCUCACUAGAAACUUCUAUGAUAACACGGGAUGCUGGGAUGACACAGAUGUGGCCUUCAUCUGGUGGAUCAUAAAAGCUCCAAUAACUGCAUCCCUACUGGUUAACUUCAUCAUCUUCAUCAAUGUGAUCCGUAUUCUGGUCCAGAAGCUGAGGUCUCCUGGAGUUGGUGGCAACGAUACCAGCCACUUUAAGAGACUAGCCAAAUCCACUUUGCUGCUCAUACCCCUGUUUGGGAUGCACUACAUGGUGUUUGCUUUCCUGCCAGAAAACACAGGAGCAGAGGCUCGGAUCUUCAUUGAGCUCGGUUUGGGAUCCUUUCAGGGAUUCGUUGUGGCCCUGCUGUACUGCUUCCUGAACGGUGAGGUCCAGGCCGAGCUGAAGAAGCGCUUUUGGAAGUGGCAGACUCAAAGCUACCUGAGAUACAGUAAACGACGGCGUACGCUGUUCAACGAAAGCAGCACAGUCACUCAGAUUUCUGUUCUAGACAAAUCCAGCCCCAAAGACCGGCCAAGCUCAGAGGCACAAGCCGUCACACACACCCUCACACCCAGCAACGUGUCCGCUGUCUGAGGUACCGCUGACAGCGCUGUUUGGUACCUCGUCUUCAGCAGAGACUAAACCACAGAGCCUGAUUGUUGAGUUUUGAACAUAAGAUGUUUUUUAGCUGAACAAAUAUGAGACCUCUAAACUUAAUGUACAAAACAGAUUAAAGUACAGGUAGAAUUUAUGUCAUUGUGUUUUUGCUGUGGGGCUCCGCCUCCAUGUAUUACUCACAUCUGCAAAACUGUUUCUUGAAUUUUUAAAAGCAUUUCUAUCACACCAAAUUUUAUUAUUCUUUAAGAAAUAGAUAAUUGCCAGCUCUAUUUUACUAGAUGAGUUAGUAAAGUUGCUUUAUUUUGUGGUAAAAUGUUGUUUCUGUUGUCUUGACAUUAUGACUUGUUGACCUGUUCAUGAAGUAAAAUGGGUGUCGUGGAAAAAAAUCAACAUUUUCCUUGUUGUAGUUUCUAUGAUCAAAAGUCAGGAGUAGGAGCAUGGUAAGUGACUUAAAGAUUUCAGACUAAUUAUUGCAAAACCUCAACCAUUUUAAAACUGGCUCAUCCCUGCUCCCAACAUUUACAACCAUCCACCUCAAAGUUAGAAACCCUCUGCUGAAAUCAGAGGAGUCAACAAGGUCUCUCAAAGAGUUUCUCAGUCAUGACCAAGCGGCAGCUUCCGCCGGUAAAAUGUGAAGCUUAUGUGUAAGAGCAAAAGAUUGCAGUCCACCCCUCAUCCACUAGGGGCUGGCUCCAAAACAGAGUCAAUCCCCAUAGACUCCCAUGA